UUUAUUAAUAUUAUUGAAUUAUAAAUACGCGGUCUAAAAUCACUAGACCCAUCGGCCGGAUGAACACAUUGUCAGACACUUGUAUAAAAAUCAUCCGGCCUAAGGACUAAGACCAAGGCAGACUCACAUUCAAUGCCGAUGCUAGCCGGAAUAAGAUACUCAUGCGCAAUGGAGAGUAACUACAACUUGCCAUCACGGCGAUGUUUUCGAUGAAUGUGGAUGCCUGUGAAGUGUGAACAUUCAACAUAGAGGAACAAAUUGGGCAUAUUUUUUCUUGCUGCAACAACUCACCAGGGAAAAUACAUUGAAAAAUUAGUGAGAUGGAAAUAUUUUCAAGAUUUGUUGGCUCAAUGAAAAUUAAAUCCAACUCAACAAAACCUUCUAAGCACGGAGGUAAAAGAAGGAGCAACCCCAGCAUCCAUAAUGAUGAAACAGAGGACAUUUUUACAAGCUCAGAAGAAAAUAAGCAGCCUGACAGACAUAAUUACUCCAGACCUCAUUUCUUAAAUUUGUCUGAGCAAGAAGAAAAAGCUUCCAGAGAUCAUAAUUCAAGGCCAAUUAUUGUGCCUAAUGAUUCUUCACGGAUUCCUCUUCAAGCUGGUUAUGCUGAAUGCAUUAAUGGAGGUAAAUCACAGAACAAUGAGGACCAGGCAGCAGUAGGCAGCUUUAUUUUAUCUCACCACCCCAACGGUCUCGUUGAUUCAACAAGAAAAAUGGACAUCAUUGAAGUUCAGUACUUUGCCAUAUUUGAUGGACAUGCUGGAGUUGGGGCUGCUCUAAUGGCAGCAGAUCAGCUAAUCAAUCAUUUACAGGAAAAACUAGCUGAAAUUCAAGAAGAUUUAUUUAACUUACACAUGAAAGAGGCAACACAAUUCAACCCUAAAGAAGUUGGCCGGACCUCAUCUCUUGUUACUCUCGACAGUUUAGUGAGAGGAGCAUUAGAAGCUGCUUUUAUGUCUUUUGAUGAACACAUUGGUGUAGAGAGAAAGUCAUUUAAUAUCAGCGGCGGCUGCGCUGCCAUUGUGACACUGAUUUUACUAGGCAGGGUGUAUGUGGCUCACGCUGGAGACUGCAGAGCAGUGGCGUAUGUAGAGGAAGAGGUCAUUGAACUUGCUUCAGAGUUUACCCCUGAAACUGAUGCUGAGAGGAUUCAAUAUUUAGCUCAUAUUUGUCCAUCACUCACCCAUGAUGCAUUCAGUGAAAACUAUUUUUUGACUCAUCCUAACAAGAAAGACAUAGGGAAUAAAGUUUUGUGCAGAGGUCCACUGAGAGCCGGAUGGUUUUACAAAGUUGUCACUGAAGAAGAUGUGUACAGACCACCUAUUAUUGCAGGGCAAGGCAAAUGGGCUCGUUUAAUGGGAGUAAUUGGAGUGGCAAGAGGAUUUGGGGACCACGGCCUUGUCGUCUCAGGUUCAAAGAUCAAGGUCAAACCAUUUCUUUCACCCAUACCAGAGGUUCGGGUUUUUAAUCUCAUGGAUUACAAGUUUGGAGAAGAUGAUGUAAUUGUUAUGGGUUGUGAUGGACUAUGGGAUAUGCUAAAGAACGAUCAAGUUGGCUCCACACUCAAAUCAUCCCUAGCCAAAUCCAGGGAAGAGAAUAUCACAGACAAAUACAGAAAGGCAGCAGAAGAUUUAGUGCUGCUUGCCAGGGGAGACAACACAGGGAAGGGUUGGAAAAUGAAAGAUGGAAAAGAGGCUUCCUUUGAUGAUAUUUCCUGUUUUGUUAUUCCCUUACAAAGAUGCCUUAACAAAAGCCUUAAAUGUUAUGCUCAGUAGUUUUGUUGUAAUUGACAAGUUUAAUGUUGGAUUAGUUUUUUUAUUAUAUGAUUUUACAAAGUUAUUGUUCAAGGUGCAAGGUAAAAUGUGUACAUAUUUUAUUAUUGUUAUACACAAAAUCUGUUUCAGCUUUCUGUUACAUUCCUAAUUUUAAAAAAAACUGACUUGGCUCAGAUAGCUGCAGAUCCCUUUUUUUACUUUGUUUAGGAAUAGUUUUUGUAAAGUUGUAAAGAGCUUUCAUCAGGGUUUUGUUUAGUGACCCAGUGGGUGCUGCAGGGUGCGAGUUUUACGCUAAUUAUGUAAAGUUUUUUUAUUACAUAGACCACAAGGUGUUCCAUGUACUGAUGGUAAAUAUUUUUAUUCUGUCUUCUCACAUGAGAAGUUUACAUACAGCUGUACAUAGUUGAAAUGCUAGUCAUUUGUGCUUAUGUCAUGUUGCUUCAUGUAUUCGGAUAUUUGAUCCUAGUGAUAUGCAACCAGCAUUGAAACAACCAUUCCAUAGUGUUUGUGUUAUACAUCAGAUAUUUCCUUGCUCUGAAUGUAACACAACUCAUAUUUGGAGAGUUUUUACAUAAUGUCAGCUAUGGUUUGUAUCCAGAUUUAGUUAAACAUAUAAGUAUAUAUUUACAUAGUUGUAGCAUUAAAUAAUUAUCUUAUCUGUUUGUGCAUUAAGGUUACAGCACAGUUUCUUAUUUUAAUGGCAGUAAUGACAAAUGUUAGCCUACAUUGUGUCAUUUACUUAGUUUUUGUUUACAUCACUUAGACUUUGUUAACUGAAAUAUUUGUACAC
Molecule: messenger RNA, 2565 nt
Organism: Physella acuta
Lineage: Eukaryota; Metazoa; Mollusca; Gastropoda; Physidae
Product: protein phosphatase 1H
Biological process (GO): protein dephosphorylation
Cellular component (GO): mitochondrion
Molecular function (GO): [pyruvate dehydrogenase (acetyl-transferring)]-phosphatase activity; cation binding
Source: RefSeq, a predicted model, not a curated record